Messenger RNA from Pangasianodon hypophthalmus (striped catfish), 2071 nucleotides. RefSeq names its product anti-Muellerian hormone type-2 receptor. NCBI's taxonomy places the organism in Eukaryota, Metazoa, Chordata, Actinopteri, Siluriformes, Pangasiidae. The record is from RefSeq and is a predicted model, not a curated record. Gene Ontology annotation, molecular function: transforming growth factor beta receptor activity; ATP binding. The transcript has 11 exons. Gene Ontology annotation, biological process: protein phosphorylation; BMP signaling pathway; cellular response to growth factor stimulus. Bases 76 to 1530 code for a protein of 484 amino acids. Gene Ontology annotation, cellular component: plasma membrane; signaling receptor complex.
AGGCACUUCAAGGUCGUCUCUCUUCUGCGGCUCAAGGCAUCUGUGUAAAUCAUUCGUCUGUUGCUCCCAUGAAGAAUGCGACUAUCAAUGAGCGUUGUUUUCAUAGCAUCCAUAGCUUGGUUGUUGAAAUACAUCCCUGCACCUGCAGUCACUACAGAGAGAAGAUGCGUGUUCUUGGCUAGUCCACAAAACACUGAACGGACCCAGAAAGCAGGGAACAUAAAUGGACGCAGUCAGGACUGUGCCAGAACUGACUGCUGCAUGGGUUACUUCCGGCUGGAGAGUGGAAAACCCAAGCCUGUCCUCUUAGGUUGUAGUAUAAUCCAUACCUCCUGCCCAAACUUGCUAUGCCAUGCAUCAGUACAUCUUCAGAACUACAUUGGGUGUGCGUGCAGCUCAGAUUUCUGCAAUAUGAACAUCACCUGGAAUCAGCAAGCCAAGCAAAAUGAAUACAAGCAACCUCCGUAUAUCUCAGAUCUGCUGAGUGCCAACAUCUUCAUUAUUCCUGCUGGAGCUCUGAUUCUGUUAUUUUUCCUCAUAACUGCACUGAAGUGGAAACUUCUUAAAUGCUGCAGGCCUGUAACACCUCCAAACACACAUGACAUGUUAGAGGUAGCUAAUAUUGACCUGGACAAACACUUGGAGAUGGAAAAAGUAGUUGCUUGUGGCCAUUUCGCAAGUGUGUGGCAGGGAACUUUCCACGGAUCAUCGGUGGCCUUGAAAGUGUUUCCUACAGCACUACAACAAAAGUUCACUAAAGAGAAAGAUGUGUACAAGCUGCCUUUAAUGAUGCAUUCUGGGAUUGUAAGGUUUCUUGGAGAUGGAAAAAUAGGGCAAGAGUUUGUGCUUGUUUUGGAACUGGCAACCCAAGGUUCUUUGAAUGCAUUUCUGUCUAGAACGGUGAGUGACUGGGCAUGUACGCUAAAACUAGCUCAAACCCUAUCGCAAGGAUUGGCCUACCUGCACACUGACUUAAAAAUGAACGGAGUCUAUAAGCCAGUGGUGGCUCAUUGUGAUCUCAGCAGCAGUAAUGUUCUGGUGAGAGCUGAUGGUUCCUGCGCUCUGUGUGACUUUGGAUGCUCAACAGUGCUACAGUGCCAAGCAUUGCAGGGUUAUUCUGGCAUAGUAGAGGGCAGAAUUCAGAUGGGGACUCUGCAGUACAUGUCACCUGAGAUCUUGGAGGGAUGUGUUAAUCUGAGCAGCGGUCGCUGUUUGCUUCAGGGAGAUGUGUAUUCCUUCGGACUACUGCUUUGGGAGUUGCUGAUGCGUUGCUCUGAUCUCUGCAAAGAUUCUCCUGUUCCAGAACAUAUGUUGCCUUAUGAGAUGGAACUGGGACGCAGUCCGUCCCUUGAAGAUCUUCUUACUUUCGUGUUGGAGAAAAGAUUGCGUCCAACUAUACCUCAUCUGUGGACCAGAGUCUCCCAGGGAUUGAUUCUCCAUGAGCUCCUUGAAGAUUGCUGGGAUCAUGAUGCAGAUGCAAGACUCACAGCAGAGUGUGCAGCCAAUAGAUUAGCUUCUUUAACACUCUGAUCUUGCCUCGUAAAGACCGAAGUCCGUGUGCAAAUUUAACGUUGCUGAACAUUAUAUUAGCUGAUGAACCGAUAUUAGUGAGUGUGAAGUGCUCACAUUUCUGUGAGCAUGUUUGCUGUGUGGUGAAAUAUUAUAGCAUUUAUGACAAGAGUUACUUAAGAAAGAAUGGUGUAAAGAAGAUAAAAAGAAGAUUGUCUUCAUUGUAUGCAUUUCAGUAUGCAACCUUUCAUAUUAAUGAGAAAUCCAACAUAGAAUUAAUGUAGAAUUUGUUGGAUUCAAAUUUCCAGAAUGCACUGCAGCUAUGCAACACAGUUUCUGUCAGCUUUGACACAUUUUACACACUUUUUCGUGCUGCUUUGCUAGAUGUUCUUACAUUACUGGAGCUACUAGGUUAGCGGUGCCUGCUGUCUUUACUCUGCGACUUUCUUCCGAUUAAUAUCAAGGUCACGGUUCAGACACACACCACGCUCCAUGUCCAGUGUAACGUGAUCUUCAUGGUGUAACAUCUCUGCUUGCAGAAUAAAGAAAUAACCCUCUUUGA